This is a messenger RNA of Rhinolophus ferrumequinum (greater horseshoe bat), 2813 nucleotides long. RefSeq names its product golgi phosphoprotein 3 like (gene GOLPH3L). The record is from RefSeq and is a predicted model, not a curated record. The transcript has 5 exons. Bases 193 to 1053 code for a protein of 286 amino acids. Gene Ontology annotation, cellular component: cytosol; Golgi cisterna; trans-Golgi network. Gene Ontology annotation, molecular function: phosphatidylinositol-4-phosphate binding. NCBI's taxonomy places the organism in Eukaryota, Metazoa, Chordata, Mammalia, Chiroptera, Rhinolophidae. Gene Ontology annotation, biological process: Golgi to plasma membrane protein transport; retrograde vesicle-mediated transport, Golgi to endoplasmic reticulum; Golgi organization.
CUAAGGAAGCUGAUGUGUUAUUCCUUCUCUGCAUCGAAGGAUCAGGAAGUUGGUGCUCUCUGCGUGGCUGAGAAGUUUUUCACCUACUAGAACGGGGUGGGGGGUGGGGGGACGGGUUUCCUCCUGAAAUAGAGCGCAAGCUGCUGCCUGCGUCUGGCCGGAACCCAGGAGUAACGCCAGAAACAGUUCAGAAUGACCACUUUAACUCACCGGGCCCAUCGCACUAAAGUAGGCAAGAACUCCGAAAAGAAGGUAGAAAGUGAAGAAGACAUUAUUAAUCAAGACAGGAGUACAGACAGUGAAGAUUCUGGAGACUCCAAGGAUAUCCGCCUCACCCUUAUGGAAGAAGUUCUGCUCCUGGGACUAAAAGAUAAAGAGGGUUACACAUCUUUCUGGAAUGACUGCAUAUCAUCUGGCCUGCGAGGGGGCAUCCUGAUAGAGCUGGCCAUGCGGGGUCGAAUCUAUCUGGAACCCCCGACCAUGCGUAAGAAGCGACUCCUAGACAGAAAGGUACUGCUGAAGUCAGACAGCCCAACGGGUGAUGUUUUACUGGAUGAAACUCUCAAACACAUCAGAGCCACAGAACCCACAGAAACUGUCCAGACAUGGAUAGAGCUACUCACCGGCGAGACCUGGAAUCCCUUCAAAUUACAGUACCAGCUGAGAAAUGUAAGAGAGCGAAUUGCAAAGAACCUAGUAGAGAAGGGUAUUCUAACCACUGAGAAGCAGAAUUUCCUCCUAUUUGACAUGACUACUCAUCCAGUGACCAAUACAACAGAGAAACAGCGACUAAUGAAAAAACUUCAAGAUAGUGUCCUAGAGCGGUGGGUAAAUGACCCUCAGCGUAUGGACAGACGAACUCUAGCACUCCUGGUGCUAGCCCACUCCUCCGAUGUGCUGGAGAAUGUCUUCUCCUCUCUGGCAGAUGACAAGUAUGAUGUGGCAAUGAAUCGAGCCAAGGACCUAGUAGAACUGGACCCUGAAGUGGAGGGGACAAAGCACAGUGCCACAGAGAUGAUCUGGGCGGUGCUGGCAGCUUUCAAUAAAUCCUAAGGCCAGCAGGUGGGUUUUUCCUUCUUCCCCUGCUGGCUUGGUGACUGUCAAGAUACACCGUCACUGAGUUUUGUGCGAUGAGAUGUUGUUCAUCAUCUUUCUUUCCUUCUCUUGAAUCAGACUUGUGAUUUGGGGAGAGCAACUUGAGGGCUUCUCCAUAGACCUUGCCUGUUAUAAGCAGACUGUAUUUCUCCCUAGAUUUCCACUCCAGGGGUGAAUAAACUAGGUGAGCCCACACAUGCCCAAUAAACAUUUUCUCUCAUUUCCUGGUUUACUUCCCAUCCAGUGUGCUUUUGGAUAAGCAAGAUUAUCUAAGUGGGAUGUGGGAGUUCUCUAGCCACAGAACGUGAAUGAGACGUAAAACAAACCAUUGAUUACAUUGUUUAAAGUCUUGCUUUCUAUCUUAAAUUUAAAUACAUGUUUUCAGUCUUUGUCUCUCAGACUCUGCUAUAGACUCAUGUAGCUUAUGGAAAUAACUGUCUCUUUGAAUAAAGGUCAAUGGAAACAAAACUAGUUUUUGGAGCAGGUGGUCUCUGGGAUUAUAUAUCCCACUAGUGAUUUUCUCACGUUCCUAUUCUAGCUUAAUGAGGAUAUUCCAAACUUGAGUAUCUGGUUCUCACAGCCGUAGAAGCAGAAGUAUAUUCUCUACUCUUUCUUAGUAUUAAUCCUACUCCAUUAUUCAUUAGGACAGAAGUCGAAAUGAAAAAAAUAUAUUUAUCUGUCAGCCACCUCUUUCAUGCAGGAAGUAGCAUCAGAACUUGCACAGACUGUCCUGAUUCCUCCAGACUACUUUAAUCUCUCUACUCUGACCGAAUCAAGAGAGUUAUAAAUUUCAAUUGCUGAAUAGCAGCAUCCUGAGUCUAGAAAGUAUCUAAACUCUAGAUCGUCUUGUUCCCUGUUUUUGGCUUCCUAUGUAAAUUGACAGAUGCUGUCUACCCGUAAGAGUUCUGGAAGUAGUUUUGUCUAUAUUUAAUCCACAGAUACCCUCCUAGUCCUUCGUCUUGUGUCAACCCUCCUUCUGGCCAAAUCUCUAAAAUGUUUUUCAGUUGAGGUAGUGCAAAGAGAAGCUUAUUAAGAAAAACCCUAGUUGGAACGUCAAUUUGGUAUCUAAAGCAUGCUGAUAGGAGGUUUAGUAUUUGGACUAGAGGAAAGGCACCAAGUUGUGCUAACGUCAAGCGUUUAUUAUACCGAUACUAGAAAUGCAUCCUGCCUCUUGACCAUUAGAGAGAAAUCGGCUGUCAAAGAGUUAAUGCGGGUGACUGGCCCUGAAAUUAAAUCUUCCUGAUCAGAGGUAAUUAAAUGAAUGAUUAGAAUUUUCAUCUCCUCCCCAAACCUGUCUAGGCCCACAAAAUUCCCCAAUUAACUUUUUGUUGUUGUUUUUAUUUUUCACUUCGGGUACCACUUAGGUAGCUAGAGAUGCAAAUUUUAACAUGAAACAAAUUCUCAAUGUGAGGUUGAGUGGAGCUUUAGUCUGGCUCUCUGAAAAUACAAAAACCAGUCCAUGUGUUGUCUCUGCCUGAUUUAGUUUUUCUUUCCAUUUGAACAAUUUGGCAGGAAUUGAAACCAGAUUUUCCUGUGGAAAGUUUUAGCUUGACUGAGGGUGUGAAAGUUGAGUUCUUUCUUGCAACUCUGGGUCAUGUUUAUAUUGUUAAGAUGAGGAUGUCUUCAGUUUGAAUCUGCAUAAUGUUCAUUUCAAAACACCUUCUCGUUUAACGCAUAUGACCUUCACGUUUCUGUAUAAUAAAGAUAAUUAUUGGCUC